AUGGCGCUUUAUGCGUCGAGAGACUGGAGAAUUGUGUUGUUAAUUUUCGUUUUUUCAGCACCAGGUUAUGGUUACGUCAAUUUUAAACCAGGAUUUGAAUAUGAAUAUAAAAUUGAAUCGACUUCAACUGUUAAAAAUCUUGGCGACUUUCUCUUAAAAGCAAAGGUUGGCUAUAUUAAUGUUGAAGAACGGAACGAUGAACAAGAAAUACUGGUACGAGUUCGGACCUUUAGUUUUGCUCAAGUGUCUACCCCUCAUACGGUUGGACAUGAUGUAGAUUUCAACAAGUGGUUUUCAUUUCUUAUAAGCCGUAAUGGGGAAAUUCGCUCAGUGUUUUACGAUCAGCGCGAAGAUGAUGAAAUCCUUGCCAUCAAGAAAGGAAUGGCGGCCAUGUUUGCAGGAAAACUACACGACCAAGAUGAAAUUUCCACGAGAAAUACACCAGGAGGAUGGAAGUAUGAUGUUGAAGAACUGGGUCACGAAGGUCCGCAUAAAGCAUCCUAUAGAGUAGAGUCUCAUUCAGAAGGAAAGAAAUUCACCAAGACAAGAAGCCAACAUCCUUUGGUUCAUGCGAAAUCGAACUACACCAAGACACUGUACUACAAUUCAAAUCUUGGAACAAUUCAUACAGUACUUGUUGACGAGAGAAUAUCUAUGAUGAGACACACACCAGCAGGUUACGAUCCAUUUGAUGGCCACAGACCAGUCAAUCCAGUCAAUAAAUUCUCUGACAUGGAGUAUCCUGAGAUGACAGCUUUAGGAAAGGGUAAACUGGAAUUUGUGUCACAGCAUAAACUGAAUUUGAUACCAAAACGAACGACUAAAACUCUUGUUAAAGAUUCUAUACACAUUAAAAAGAUCAAAAGAAAACCUACCAGAAGUAACGAACCUGAGAAACUAUUGGAACAAAUUCGUGGUAAUCUAACUAUCAUGAGAAAUGUACCAGAUAACACACCUAAUCAAGUGAAGACUGAUGGAUUCCAUUGUUUAAUGAUCUGUUUAGAAUUAUUAGAUGAUAUCUGGUUUAAAAACAUCACAGAGUAUUAUCUUUCUUUAGAUACACUGUCAAUUCGGAAUGAGAAAGACCAAUCUCAUAUUGUUGAUGCAAUGAUGGCAACCAAAUCAGAUCGUGCUCAAGAUAUCGUUACGGAGAAAAUUUUACAGACUGACAAACCAAACGUUAAGAUGAUAAUGCGCUUGAUGGUGUCGAUCAUUGCCAUGGAUACUGCUCCCAAUAAGAGACUUUUGACCAGAUUAUUUGAAAUGGGAUUUGAAAAACACAAAUCGGAACCUGUUCUCCAUAAAGGUGAAGUCUACCAUAGAAUUCUACUGACGAUUGGUUCGGUUUCUCGGAAGCUUCAUAAAUCUGGUCGAUCACAGGAAGCAACUGAUGCCAUUUCUAAAAUAGAGAAAAUGAUUGGAUAUCAUGAUCCGUACUUAUUUCGUAAGAAAAGAUCAGUAAUGACUGAAAAGGAAGUUGAAGAAGAGGAUACAUUGAAAGUAAAUUUACUGGGAGCUCUUGGUAAUGCUAGAUUACACCAAUCUUAUGAAUAUAUCGUAUCUCAUAUCAACACUACCAACUGUCAAUGGGUAAAACGUGCUGGUAUUACAGCUCUAAGAGGUUAUCAUCAUGAGCAUGCAGCUAAGUUGAUGUUGAAGACCGCUAGAUAUGACGAACAUGAUACAGUUCGAUACGAGGCAAUGAUACAAUACCAGUCUCAUCCUAAAGCUAAAUUCCUUACUCCAUAUACACCACCUGUGGCCCAAAAUAGUUCCUAUAAUGGUUCAUCGAUAUAUUUCAACCCUUGGGAUUUAGAUGCAAAUGAUGCUUAUCUUCACCCACGAAACAAGCGUGGCUUUUUAGAUAAUGGUUUUGAAUUUCUUCUCGCUUCACCCAGUUUGGAUUAUACUAAAUUGCUUGGAAAUAAGAAACUUGGGGCCUCUUUUGGAAUCCUGAUAAAGAAUUUACUGGAUUUAAAGAUAGCUCCAUUUAGUGGUCAUGUUUUAGUGGAUGUCCAUGAUGAAGCAUUUGCUCGAGUUCAUCUUGGUAUAGUUGGUACUAAUAUAGAAUUCUUUGUGGCCAGAGUUUGUUUUAAAGGUGGUGCUAGUUAUAAUCUCAAUAUUCUACAGGAAUUUGGUGUUAACAGUUUGGAUGAUUUGGUGAAUUUAUGGGAUAAUUUAAAGAAUAACGUGGUUGGAGCACUUACAACUGGUCUUGAUUUAUUUCAUAAAAUCAUUCGUGGAGAUAUAUCGGUACAAGGGAUAAUACAAGAUUUCAUAAAGGCUUUAGAACAAUUACCUCAGAAGGUGAUGAAUCUGGGAAGAAAGGCUGUUGAACUUAUGAAGAAAUUGGGAGAAAUAGACGAGAAGGAUUUACCUCCUUUCAUAAGAUCUAUUAGUAAAUUGGUCAACACUGUGGUAGGAACUUAUAAUGAUAUAAAGAAAGAUGUCAUGGGGUUUGUAAAUAAUUUGCUAGAAACUGUGACUGUUUUAUUGCCGAGAGCAUGGAAACUGAUCUACGAAGCAAUUGAAGCCAUUUUUGGGGCGUUUAAAGAUUUCUUUGGUGACCCUAAAAAAGCCAUCACAACAAUUGGUAGCAAUGUUAUUAAAAUUCGAAUGGAAAUAAAUAAUUUAGUAUUUUCCGUCAACAAAACUGUACAACUUAUGUCAUUUAAGAAAGGAAAACCACCUGAAUGGUUGAAUUUAGGCGAAAAGUUUUCAAUCCUUAAAGAUGCUGUUAAGGAAGUCAUGAACACUUUAAGUAGUGGGUCUAAAUCAUGGAUACAACAGGGGUUUGGAAAGGGUAAAGAUCCAGUUGAAGAAUUUACCAAUGGAAAAUUUUCGAUGAGUGAACUCAAGAAACAAGUAGUUGGUGAAUUGAAAGAUCUGGUCAACGAUUUGUUAUCACCUUUUAGUUCAGUUAAAAAUGUUGGCGGAGAUCUCUCAAAAACAUUUGAUCUUGUUAGCAGUACAAUAAAUAAAAUAAGAAAAGCCUACGAUGCUGUAAAAACAGGAUAUCGCAUAGCACGAUCAUUAAUAGACAGAAUUUUUGGACCAAAGUGUCAUAAAGACUUCCCUAGAAAAUAUCGUAGUAAGGGCAGUGGAUGUGGAUCUGGUGAUUAUCCUUCAUCAACUAAAGCAGGACAAGAGUACGAUGUUGAUGGAGUGGAUUUGGAAAUUGGAAACGGAAAAGAGUUAGUUGCACCAUUUAGCGGUACUAUUCGCCGCUCAGCUAAAAAUAGUAGAGAAGUUUUGUUAAUGGCAACAGGGGGAUCAUUGAAAGAUACAGAAAUUAUUAUUACCAACAUAGAACCUAGUUCCUUUAUACCAUCUUAUAGUAAUGAUGUUCUUCAACCGGUGAAUGCUGGUCAAGUUAUUGGUACGGUAGCAUCAUCAGUGUGCGAUGUUAACCACCAUAUUCAUUUCGCUAUGAGGAAAGUUGGUGGUAUACAACCAGGUGUUAUUGACCCUUCUCGAUAUCUUGAACCAAGGUUUCCUAAACUACCAAAAUGGGAACAAGGAUGUGAUGAUUAUAGACUAGUUUGGAACGAUGACCUUAUAGCGGACGCUCCUUUAGUUGGUAUUGGUGGUAGAAAGGAGGUAGAUUCAAGCCCUGAAAGAACUGGAGAAAUUGAUGAGCCUACACUUGAAACUAGUAGUCAACUUGAACCUGCUGAAGUUGUAGAUAAGGGUCUUUGUGAGUAUCCUUAUUUAGGUUGGGAUAUGAUCGAUGAUAAGCCUUGUUUUAAUCCGUACCAAAUGAACGAUGAUCAACUACGUAUUGAGCUCACAGAACGUGGCUUAGACUCCGGAGGUUCAAGGAAGGCAAUGAUAGACACAUUGACAACACCAAGUACAGAAUGCCCCGGAUUAACUUUUAAUCUGUUGAACGAUAAAAUGUUCUGCACACCAGAUCCACAUUGUCUGGGAAUCGAAUGUUGUGUACACUUAAAAGUAUUCAUGUUCCGGAAGACGUAUAAGAUGUACGCCAGAUAUGAGCCGUGCGACAAUCAGUUUGUAUUUGGUAUUAAAGGGAAGAUAGAAAGAGUUAUUGGACCUUUCGAUGGAAUCUAUGAUAGCUGGGAGGAAGAUGUAAAAACCGGAAUUAAGAUGAGCCUUCUAGGGGGAUUGGAAGUAACAAUCAGAGUUCGUAUAGAGAAAACAGAUUCUGCACUUCUCGGGACACUUGGAUUAGGAAUGUGUAUGGAAGACGAUGAAGAAAAUUGUCUCCCUUUCAUAUAUUUGUUAAAUGAGGCAAUAUUACCAGUACCAGUAUGUGCACCUGAUGGUUCUUUAAUAUUUCCUGAAGUUGAUUGGGAAGGAUAUUUUAAUCGUGAUAACUUAAAGAGUCGCUUUAAAGAGUCGGCUAAGAAAUAUGCGGAAGCAGCGCUAGAUUUAGCUCUGAAAGAAGGUCUGAAACAGCUUGGAUUCCCAGAGGACUUAUUAGAAGAAGGUUCUCCUUGUCAACGUCCAGAAAAACUGACAGUUGAAAUGUUGAAAACUAAGUUAGCUGAAAGAGGAUUGAGUAUUACCGGGACAAUAGAUCAACUAAUAGAGAGACUUACUGAGGCUGAUAGGAGUUGUGAAAUAUUGGGACAGAAAAUUACUUUACCAACAAUAAAGAAUGACAAACUCAAGAAAUUACUUUAUCUCCAGAUUAGUAACAAUUGUCUUCGAUUACAAGCUUGUAUCGACGUUGACAUUAACAUCAGUACAAAAACUCCUUCCAUAAACUUUGUUAGAUCUUUUAUUGCAUAUGUUGAACUGGAUGCCUGCAAUUUCCAAUUCCACAUUGGUUUUGAAAUGUAUAAAUAUACUGAAAUUCUCAUAGGAUACAAAUGGGGCACCGAAGAACAGUUUAAAAUAGGAGACAAUAUUGUUUUUAGUUAUAAGAUAAAUCGUGAUGAGAAUAAGAAGAUAUUUAUAAUAGAUGUUAGUGGAAUAAUUAAAGCAUUAGGUACAGAUGUAAUUAAUGGUAAAAUAAUAAAUGGAAUGGAAAUACCUAUACCUGUCUGUAAUGAGAACUUUACUUUACCAGGUGGUGGUUCGAUGAAAGAUCUUUCAUUAGCUCUGAAUGGUAAACUAUCUGAUGCUGCUGUGGACAUUUUGUUCAAAAAAUUUGGACUUGAUAAAAUCUUUACCAACGAGGAAUGUAGUGUUCCAGUAUCUUCAACAGAUUGUCCUUGGAAAAUUGAUGUCGAAAAAUACCUGCCAAAAUCUCUUCAAGAUAAAGUAACUUGUGGAAUGAUGGAUGAUUGUUUUGGUGUAAAUUGUUGCGUAGAUUUCGAAAUGAAAAUACCAUUUUUUAACAAAGUCGUACAUAAAAGUGUAGAGGUUUUUGUAUCCUUUGAUCCAUGUGAAUUCCAACUUGAGGUUGGUUUUGGACAAGCUGUCCAUUCUGAGAAGUUACUGUCCUACCAAUGGAAUACACAAACAACAAUAUCUUUAGGAAAUGGAAAUCCUCCGCCAGUAACACUAACACUGACCAUCGCCAGGAUUGGCCAAGGCUUUAAUAUAGAUCUAAGUGUAAUGGUCUGUAUACCAGAUGAUGGUUCUUCUUUCUGUUUUCCUGAAGAUGGUUUAAAUCUGUUAAAAGAUGUUCACAUACCACUUUGCGAUGCCAGGGCACUUGGUAAUCUUGCUAAUAGUGAUUUCAACCUAGAGGAGUAUUUGAAAGGUUUGAAGCUUGAAGCUGGAGAGAAAUUAAAGAAAUCUGGAGCUAAAUAUAUUUUGAAUAAGUUGGGUAUAACACCAUAUUUACUGGAUGAAAGAUGUGAUAUCACCCGCUCGCCAUAUUCCUCAAAUAUUGAUGGAUGGAAAAAUGACUGUCCAAAAUCACUCAAACUACUUCCUAAACUUCCAAAAGGACUGGUUUGCCACCUUGAUGAUACGUGUACAAAGAUAAAUUGUUGUUUCCAUAUUGAAUUCUUGGACACCAGCUUCCAUGCUUCACUUACUCUAAAUAUGUGUGACUAUGUUUUGGAAGCGUCCAUUGAAAAAGAAAACGUUAAAUUGUCGUUGUUGGGUGAUCAGUAUGAUUUAGAUAAAGGUAUAACAAGCAGCGUGCAGAUCUCAGACUUUCUUGUUGUAAGGUUUGGUGUUAGUAAAAAGGACAAGACGUUGGUGUUUGAUUUAUCAAUAGCAGCCUGUUUUCAAAAAGACAAAUGCCAAGCUGAAUUUGAUGUGUUCACUGGUUCAGAAAUCCCACAGUUUAUUUGUGACUUAAACGCCAAGCUAGAUCUGAAAGGAUUCUCAGUUAGUGAUUGGGCUAAAGAAAAGGGUAUAGAUUUUACAAAUGGUUUAACAAAGAAAGUAGUUCAAGUAUUUUUAGAACAGACUGGUAUAGCUGAGAUGAUGUUAGAUCCACCUUGUAAACGUGACAGUUUAAAAUAUCAACCGGCUCUUCCUUCCAAAUGGAAAAAUGAUUGUCCAAGAAUCAAGACCUUACCAGUACUGAAGGCACCAGUGAAUUGUUAUAUAGCUGACUAUUGUACUGGUAUUGACUGCUGUCUAGAAAGUGACUUACUGGGAAUUUCAUUAAACGCUCAUCUCAAUAUUGAUACUUGUAACUAUGUUAUUGAAGGAGCUAUUGAGAAAAUAGGAUUCAAGAUUUCAAUUUUGGACUAUGACUGGGGAACUGAAGAAGUAGAGCAACUGAGCGAAUUUCUCUAUUUGAAAUUUAAAAUUGAUCGCCUACUAGACCAGAAGAUAUUUAUAGUUGACCUGUCUAUCAAGAUGUGUUUCCAAGGGGCAGAUAACUGUGAAGUAGAUCUACCUAUUCUGAAACAAUCUCAGAUACCAAUGCCAGUAUGUAAUAUGGAGAUGGGAUUUAAGAUAAGGGAUUUCUCUUUAAAAAAGUGGAUUCAAGAAAGCGGUGGAGAUCUAACUAAUAUUUUAGCCAAUCAGUUGAUGGAUACACUGGGUAUCACCAAAUAUCUCAAAGAUACUCCAUGUACAUUGGUCCAUGAACCAUUCAGAACAGCUUCUAUGAACAAUGGUUGGAAUAACUUGUGUCCAUUGAACAUAACGUUACCAGCUCUAAAUGAUCGUAUGGCGUGUUAUAUUCCUGAUUAUUGUACUGGUAUAACUUGUUGUGCUGAUGUUAGAGAAAUAUCCAGAACAUUCCAGGCUCAUCUCUUUAUUGAUACCUGUAAUUAUAUAUUCAGUGUGGGAAUCGAGAAGAUUGUUUAUAAUAUAACAUUGGUUGAUUAUGUUUGGGUUGGCGAUGCUUUUGCUUAUAAUAUGACAUUGGUUGAUUAUGUUUGUGGAACUGAAGAAACUUUGGAUAUUGGUGGUAUAUUUCAACUCAAAUUUCAAAUUGAAGAUCUAGCAGGAGAGAAACAAUAUCUGGUCAAUUUAAAGAUGAGUGCCUGUUUUACUGCUGGAGAGAAAUGUGACUUGGAAAUACCAGUUUUUACUGAUAUGAGAGUUCCUAAAUUGUUAUGUGACUGGGAUGCUACUCUUGCUUUGAAAGAAUUACUCAAUCUGAACGUUAACAAAUUUAGAUUUUAUUACUUUGGCGGUAUGACCAACUUUGUUGCAGAUUUCAAACUAGAUGAAUGGAUAGCAGAUCAAGGUGGGCAAAUAGGUGGACAGUUAACUGAUACAAUCAUACAGAAAUUACUGGAGAAACUUGGACUUUCUGCUUAUCUACUAUCACCUAUGUGUGACAGAAAGAGUCUCAGUUAUUCACCAGCAGUACAAGGAUGGAAAAAAGAUUGUCAGCUGGACAUGAAUUUACCAAUACUACCCAAAGAUCUGUCUUGUCGUGUUCCUGAUUACUGUACUGGAAUAGACUGUUGUCUAGAAGUACCAUUUUUAAAACGAUCUUUCCGGGCUGUGGCUAGUAUUAAUAUGUGUACCAAUGUUCUCACUCUGUCCAUAGAGAAAAUCAAACUACAGAAAUCUCUUGUAAAUUAUAAAUGGGGAAAGCUAGAAAGUUUCAACUUGAGGGGUGUCGUAAAGAUUGAGUAUAUAAUAUAUGAUUUAGCUGGAGACAAGCAGUAUCUACUAAGUUUAAAUAUUAGCAUUUGUCUAAGUUCUGAUAAACCUUGCCAGCCUUCUAUUAUUAUUCUGAAUAACGUGAGAGUACCAAAACUCUUCUGUAAUUGGGAUGCUACCACCGAACUUCGAGAUUUCUCAUUAAAGAAGUUUAUAGAAGAACAGAAACAAAAUCUAGGAGAUGUUUUAUCUGAACUGACUUUUUCACGACUAUUUCAAGCUCUAAAUAUAUCUCAGUAUUUAGUCAGACCACAAUGUAACCGUGAUAAUGAUAUAUAUUCACCUGCUAAUAGUAAAGGGUGGAAAUACGACUGUCCAAUCCAAACACUGGAUUUUGGUCAACUACCACACUAUGCUACGUGUCGAAUUCCAGAUUUUUGUACUGGUAUUGACUGUUGUGUAACAGUUCCUGUGAUUGGUCGAUCAUUUAACAUUAAAGUUUAUCUCAAUACCUGUGAUUAUACUCUUACUGUUUCACUGGAAAAUCUCGUCUUCAAGAAAACUUUACUGAAUUAUAAAUGGGGUGAAAAGGAACAAUUCAAUAUAAAUGGUAUUAUUGGAAUAGAGUUUGUAAUUGAUAAUUUAGAAGGUGCCAGACAAUAUUUAAUCAGUGUUUCUGCUACAUUCUGUUUUGAUUCCAUUACCGGAUGUUUAACAGUACCAAUAUUAAACAAUGCCAGAGUACCUAAAAUACUCUGUGACUGGGAGAGUGACCAUUACCAAACAGAUUUCUCUCUGUCUACAUGGUUAGAAGAACAGGGAAUGUCAGUAGCUAAUGAGCUAACAUCUAUUGUAUUAGCUAGAUUAUUUAAUGAAUUGAAUAUAGCCCAGUAUCUUAAAGAUCCACAAUGUGAUGCUACUACUGGUCUUUAUGAUGGAGCUGUUGAUGGAUGGAAGAAUGAGUGCUCUCUUAUCACCAAUCUACCAACUCUAUCCAAUGGUUUAACAUGCUAUAUCCCUGAUACAUGUACUGGUAUACAGUGUUGUGCUCCAGUUCCUAAACUCAAAAGAUCAUUUGAAGCCUUCAUAUACCUAGAUUCGUGCAAUUUUAAGUUCCGUGUUGGUGUAGAAAAAUAUGAAUUUAGUAGAAAUCUGAUCAAUUAUGAAUGGGGAACCAAGGAGAGUUUGUCCAUGCAUAAAUUAGUAACAGCUCAUUUUACUAUAGAUGAUUUAAACUCGGAGAAGAAAUUUCUGGUGAAUUUAAAUAUCAGUGUUUGUUUAGAAAAAGAUAAAUCAUGUUUCUUAUCUGUUCCUGUUUUAAUCAACACCAAAAUACCAAAAUUAGCUUGUGAUUGGGAUAGUACACUAGCUUUGAAAGGUUUCUCACUAAGUGAAUGGUUAAAGACGCAACAAGCUACUGGUGUACAAAGUUUAACAACUGCUUUGAGAUAUAAGUUAUAUGAAAAGUUGGAAAUAGCCAGUUAUAUCAAGUCGAAACCAGUUUCGAGGUCAUCAAGUCUCUUUUCUCCAGCAAAUAGUAAAGGAUGGAAAAAUGAAUGUCCAAUGACCAAAAUCGAAAAAUAUCUUCCUCAACUACCAAAGUAUUUUACUUGUCAUAUUGGAACCAGAUGUACCAACAUAGAUUGCUGUAUUGAUGUAGGAUUUCUAGAUACAUCAAUCUAUACUCUAGUAGAUAUCAAUAUGUGUGACUAUACCUUAACUCUGACCAUUGAGAAUCUCUCGUAUGAACAGAAACUAUUUGAUUAUAAAUGGGAAUUUUCGUUAAAAACAUUUAAUAUUAAAGAAAAGUUAGCCGGUAUAGCAUCGCCUGAUGUAUUUCUAUCUAAAUUACUGGAUGAAACCGGUCUAUCUGAUCUUCUUGAACAACCAGCCUGCAACAGAGAAUCUUCUCCAUAUAUACCAAUUGAUUCUAGAAAUUGGAGAAAUGGUAAAGAAGACGUCUUUCACAUUUCCGGCAGGGUUCGAUUACAUUAUAAAUUGGUGAAUAUGCCCACAGAAAAUAAGAUAAAAACAGAUGUAAAGAUAAAAGUUUGUUUUGAGGAGGAUUCUUGUUUAUUAGAAAUACCAAUUUUAAAACAAGUUGAUAUUUCAUAUUCCCCAUGUGAUAUUACUAAACCACAACCAUUUAAAGGAAUAACGUUUGAUUUCUGGUCUUUUAAACCCUGUGAGCUUCAACCGUCACAAUCAAGCUGUUCUGUAACUCUACCAGAUGAAAUCUCUAAAGUCUGUCAGCUAGAUGAUAACUGUCUAGGAAUAUCAUGUUGUAUUGGUGUUGAUAUAGAAUAUCUCGGACAAUAUAAUCUUGAUGCAUCAUUCAGAUUGGAUCAUUGUCAAAAUAAAUUGAUUUAUUCAUUAGAGAAUAAGAAAUGGGAGAAAACUCUUCAACCUAUAGUAAAUGGGACAUUUAUGGUUCCUAUUAGCAUUAUUCCAACACACGCUGUCGUAUCUAAAGAUAUCAACAUAACAGAGUCCAUUGGAGAAGCCAUUGAUUUCAGUUUUGUGUUAAAAGAUAGUGGUAGUUCCUAUGUGACCUCCCUUGACCUCAAACUGUGUGCUUUUAACCAAUGUAAAUAUUGGAAACUAUUGGAUAAGAAACCUCUUCUGAAACCAGGCUGUAAUCACAGAAGAAAGAGACGUAGCAUUAUAAAAGAAAAAUUUGCUAAUUAUAAAGAAAUGAUACAGAGAAUGAUGAAAGAAGGGGCAUCUAAUAUAGAUAUACAAAAAUAUCUUUCUAAGAUUAAACUUGAAAAGGAAAGUCAAAGGCAGAGCAAUUUACAGCCAGAUUGGAAAGAUGGAGGACAAGCGAAUAACCUCAGAUCAGCACUAAAAACCAUGGGAUCUACAAACCCCUCCACAAUAAUUUACUUUUCUAAAAAUCAAAAACUUAAGAUUGGCAUAGAGGGAUGUGAACAAAUAUUGGGUAUAUUGAAUGCUGUAACAUCAAUACUGGACACAUCAAGUCAAACAUACACUGUGGGUAAAGGAUUGACUGGUGUGGGUGUUCAGAUGCUGGGUUUAAAGUUAGCCAAUAUGUCCAUAGGAGAAAUAUCAGCUAUGAUUGAUAUGAAGAACAUUGAUCCUGAAAAGGCUGUCGAGUUGGCCAAUGAAUUAAGAGAUCUUGUUUCUGCCCUGUAUUCUGAAAUAUUAAAUGCUGUAAUAGAUGGAUCAACGAGUGACAUAUUCAAGUCUUUUGAUUUUACAUUGGAGGGUGAUUUUAGUCUUCCAGAACAAAGCUUGAGUCUAUUUAACGUCAAUUAUGGUUUUUUGGUUGGUGGUUUCAUAUAUGUUGAGUUUUCAUUUGGUGCAUCAUGUUCCUAUGGUAUGAAGAUAUAUUUGGGAGCAAAGGUCAUGAAGAUGAAAGCCUAUGGUGGAGUAGUGCCGUAUGGUGCUGUAAAAGCGUAUGGGGAGCUAUCUAUUGGGUUUAUAUUGUAUGCAGGCCUGAGAUUAGAAGGUUACAUUGUGACAACUUCUUUCCCAACCCGAGCCGAAAUUGGUUUUUCUAAAUUCCCUCUUGAAAUCGGAUUUACAAUGGAUUUGGAGCUGAUUCCUCUGAAAAUAAAACUGAAAGCUAUUGUCAAAUUGAAAAUCAAUUUAUUCUUCUUUACUAUACAAAAAGUUUUGUUUGAAACUGAACUCUGGAGAUAUCAAACAGAUAGCAUUAAAAAGAACAUACUGAAGUUUGGUAAAAAUGAAAUUGAUAAAUCUCCACCGAUAUUCUCUGAAUAUACGGACACACAGUCAGGAAGAAAAAGACGAGCAGCAGGAUUUCCUGCCAGCACAGAAACUCGACAUUGUUCAGUUCGUCAGCUGAAAGGACGGGAUUAUUCUGAACCCGCCAUCGAGAUUUCUGUAAGAGCCGGUGAUGACAAGAGUCAAGUGAGACUGUUUCUUACAGCUGGUACUAAACCUGGUUUAGCUGAUGCUUUCUCAGAAACACAACUCGGUGGGCCGUCUUCUAUAAUCACAGAUAAAUUUAAACAACAUGGUCAGCCAAUAUAUUUUACAGUUGUUGGUAAAAACAGUGAAGAUACAGCAAGCACAGUGACCUGUUCCAUACCAACGUACGACGUAUCCUUACCCGGAGGCAGAUUUACUGCAGAGUUCAUCACAUCAAGCAAUCCUAGAGUAUUGAAAGCUUCUGUUGUGGCAUUUGAAGAUUCAGAUUUAGCAUAUGCAGCAGUUGGUGUUGGUUUUGGACGUGAUAUCCAUGGCGAUGAAAUAGAGCAUUGGAAACCUGUUGAUCUUGCGUUUAAAAAUGAAGAACCCUACAAUGCUAAUUCAGAUGUCCAUGGUGAUGUUGCUGUUAGUCGCUUUACCACGCAGAAAAGUGGUCGACUGAUCGCUCCGGUAGCUUCACAACAUAAGUUCGAUUACUAUCAAGCCUGUUUGAAGAAAUGUUUAGAAUUACCAGCAUCAAAAUGUCUAUCAGUAAAUUAUGAUUUUGGCAGUAGUGGUAAUUGUGAAUUACUGGAAUCUAUCGAAGGACAUGAACAUAAAAUUGCUGUUAGUGGGAAAUAUGUGCACAUGGAACGACUUGGUAUUGGGUUUGCGUAUGAAUUCUCAUACACAGACAAACAGCUACAGCACAACAAGCUCUACUAUUUUAACCUGGAUCUUCAAAACCAUCUUGGAUUCAGGAAUAUUAUUUCAUCAAAGGGUGUUUUAAUUGACAUCAGUCCACCAGUUCCUGGAGAUGGUAAAAUGAAGAAUAUAACAAAUGACGUUUUAGAAUGGAUUCCAUGUCCAGAAAUGAUACCCUCUGACCAAUUAGAUUGGCGCUUGUUAUGUAUUGACCAAUCAAAACUUGUUAAAAAUCAUAGGAUAAUAAUUGAUGGUGAAGGCUCUCAAACAGUAUUUAAUGGUCAUACACCGUUACUAGAUCAAAAAUAUUUCCGAGCAAACCGAUUUAUAUCAGCUAAUUGGGAUGGAAUUCAUGACAAAGAAACUGGAAUUCACGGAUACUCUUUUGCUGCUGGACAUGACAUUUGUGAGGAAACGUUUGAAGAACACAGAGAUCCACACGCUCAUUUAUUCAGUGAUUCUGAAUGGACUCAUGAAGGUCUGAUAAAACGUGAAGAAGACAACCGUAUACCAGAUGGUAAUUACUAUGUGACAGUAAGAGCUUUAAAUAAAGUAGAGUAUGGUGGACCACUUGUGACAACUUUCUGUCAUUCAACAAAGUAUACUAUUGACAAUACAGUUCCCUUUGUACACGAGGUAUUUAAUGUACAAUAUGAAGAGGAGAGUAAGAAUUUAUCAGCAGAAUAUAACGCAAGUGAUCCUCAAUCAGAUGUUAAAGAAGUUGAUAUCUGUCUGGGAAGAACAACUAAAGAUUGUUCUAUAAGAGACUGGGAAAGAUAUCCUCAUUCUGGAGAAGUCAUUCACAAUACAGAGUUACCAGGAGGUAUCCCAGUCUGGGUUAAGAUAAAGGCCUGGAAUAAUGUGAAUAUGUCUGCAUUGAGAUCAGCGGACAGUCCUCUAAUUAUUGAUGUUACACCACCUAUAGCAGGAGAAGUUUAUGAUGGUCCUCUUUAUAAACAUGAUCUGAUGUUUACCAAGGAUAGUAAUAAGAUCUGUGCCAAUUGGGUAGAUUUCUACGAUCCCGAGUCUGGUUUGUCAUAUUUCUCUGUGUUUGUUCGCUCAUCGGACAAUGAUAUGUAUCUGACCAAUGGAACUGAUUUUGAUCAUCGAACACACGAAGCCUGUAUAGAAUUCGAAGAUGGCCUGCUAGAACAUUCCAAGAAAUAUUAUAUCGAGUUGUGGGCUUUUAAUGCUGGUCAUCAACAACUGAAUGUAUCUGGAAAAUCUGAUGGUGUAAUUGUUGACCUAACUGUACCAGUUGAAGGAGAAGUAGUAGAUGGAAAAAGAGAUAAUUUUACUGAUAUACAGUUUAGUGGUGCUACAGCUACUGUUGCAGGGCAAUGGAAAGGGCAGUUUGAUCCAGAAUCUAGUAUAAAAUCGUUUGCAGUUCAGAUACUAAGAGCCAAGAAUACAUCUGAAGAUUUUGAAAUAUUACGAGAUUGGCACGAAGUUGACAAUGCUACAAACUCAUUCGAAUGGCAUAAUUUCCAUCUUCACCAUCAAGAUAGUGUCAAAAUACAAUUACUAACCACGAAUGGCGCUCUGGGCAAAAUUACUCAACACACAGAUGGAUAUGUUGUUGAUUUGACUCCACCUACUUUAAUUUAUUUAAAUGAUGGAGGUCAACAGAGACAAGACGUUGAUUACCAGUCAUCAAAUUCUUUCAUCUCGGCUAAUUAUAAAUUUAUUGAUGAAGAAUCUGGAAUAGAUCAUUAUAAAUACCAGAUUUAUCAGUUAUACCAAGGUUCUAAACAUCAGAUAUAUCCAGGGAAAGGUAAAUGGACUGAAAUACGAAAUCCCGAAGAAGAUUCUUUAGAAGUGACAAGCCUUACCUUACAAAAUGGAGCUAAAUACAGUGUUAGAGUCAGUGCGAUCAAUAAAGCUUUAUCGGUAGCAACGUUUGAUACUAAUGGAUUUUUACUGGACAACACUCCACCAAAGAUACUAUGGGUAUUUGUUGGAGUAUUUGAUGGUGAAACAGAAGAAGAUAUUGAUGGUGUAGUAUUACAAGCUGAUAAAACUGGUAUCAAAGCCUCGUGGUUUGGUACUGAUGAUGUCAGUGGUAUUAAAGACUAUUUUGUGGCAGUUGGUACCACAGAAGGAGGACAAGAAAUUUUACAAUGGAAAAGUUAUGGUCAAAACCACGAUGGAUACAUUGACAACCUCAAUCUUCAAGUGAAGAAUACCACCACUCCUUACUAUUAUGUAUCUGUCAAGGCAGUGAAUGGUGCUGGUCUGGAAAGCACAGUGAAAAGUUCCACUCGUAUUGAAGUGGUAGAAGAAGAUAAAGCAGGAAUUGUGUUUGAUGGUGCUGAAGGAACAGAAGGAGGGUCAACUACAGAUAUUGACUACCAGUUAGAAACUGGAACUGUGACUGUUCAGUUCUCUGGAUAUGAAAGUGCUCUCCAUGGUAUCUCGAGAUUUGAUUGGGCAGUCGGUACUACAGCUGGUGGAGAAGAGGUUCAGCCUUUUAUGGAAGCCGGUUUGAUCCAUCAAGAGGAUACUGACGUUCCAGGAAAUGGCAUUGCUAGUUCUGGUUAUGGUCAAGCUAUCCUACCACUAGAAUCUGGUAUAAAGUACUAUGCUACUGUAAGAGGUAUCAGUAACGUUGGAAAUGUUCUAGAAUCUACUUCUGAUGGUUUUACGGUUGAUACAACUCCUCCUAGUAUCACUAUUGAAAGCCUGUCUGAAGUAUUUGAUAGAAAGAAACUGGAACCUGGUAUGAAGAUUUACCAAUCUGAAGUGGAUUCAAUUCAAGCUGAGUGGUUAGUUCGGGAUCUAGAAAGUAAUAUAACAGAGGUGUGGUAUUCUGUUGGUACUUAUCCUGAUGGUGCUGAUAUCAAAUCGGCUGCUAAAGUCUCUGUCUUCCUGGAUGGUGAAGGAUCACUACCUGUUGGUGAUGCUAAACCUAUAUCUGAUGGUCGACCAAACAUUAUAAAUUUCUGGGCAGUGAAUAAUGUCGGACUAACUGGAAGAAAGUCGUCUGCUACAUUGAUAGUUGAUACCACGCCACCUAGUGAGGGUGUUGUAACUUGCCCUGGCUUUAUUCAGCCUCACACUGCGAUGAAAUGUUCAUGGAAUAAUUUUAUAGAUAAUGAGAGUCCAAUUAAAAACUUUCACUUUAGUUUGGGAUCACAAGAAGAUCUUGUUGGUGAUGUAAGUCAUGGUAAGAAAUAUUAUGUUAUGGUGACAGCUACGAACUCUGUUGGCCAUACUAUAUCAGCUGUAUCAAAUAGUAUUACUGUAGAUGUUACACCACCAGUCGCUAGUCGUGUUGUUGAGUUGAAGACAGAAUAUAUUAUAAACGUUACAAGUGAUAGAUCUACAUCAGAACUCAAUACUUAUAGUUGUAACACGAAAGAAGAUUGUGAUGAGAUAGAUGCAGUAUGCCAGGAAUCCCUGACCUCAAUCAACGUCGCCUGGUCAGAAUUUACUGAUCCUGAAAGCAGGAUUGUUAGUCACGAAAUUGCAAUAGGAACUACACCUGGAGGUGGCCAAGUUAAACAAAUCUUUACAGUACCUACUGACAAAAGAUAUUUUACUAUUAAAAAUCUGGUAUUGAAUGGAUUGAGACAGGUAUUUGUAACUGUCAAAGCCAUUAAUGAAGCAGGAUUGAGUACGGUGGCGACGUCUAACGGUAUUUAUAUAUCGUAUUUGAGUCAAGGGAAACAACCACUCUCUCAUAUUGGAGUCUGGGAUGGUGACAGUCAUCAUGGAGAUAUAGAUUAUCAGACCAGUAUCGAUACAAUAAAAGCUAGAUGGGAUGUGACUGGAGAACCCUGUCCUGUGAAGAGAUAUGAGUGGUCAAUAGUCAGAUUGGAUGGCUUGGUUGUCCAGAAUUUCACCGACACAUUAGGAUCAACAUUUGGGGUCAAUGAUGGACUAUCGUUAAGUGAUGGUGAAAGAUAUUACAUUUUACUACGAGUAACAACAGCUUUAGAUUACAGCUACAUUCUACGUUCUAAUGGAGUGACAAUCCAGCUAGAGCCAGUAAUACCAGGACGUGUAAAUGAUGGAGAUGUUUUUGGAUAUGAUCUUAAUAAGAUAUUUAUGGUGAAUAAAGCCUCGGCUAAUUGGCAAGGGUUUGGAGUUGGUGUGGAUGAUGACUCUCCACCAUUUGAGAUAGAAUCAGGAAAUCCUGGAGUACAUGGUUCGGAGAGAAAAGUUAUCAAUGCAAUCAGAUAUUAUGAAGUAGCUUUAGGAACUGACAGAAGAUUCCCUAAAACUAGAGAUAAUGUUGUUCCAUAUACAAAUGUCGGUUUAAAUACAACAGUAAUAUUCUAUGAUCUUGAACUUGUACCAUUAAAAGCUACGUAUUAUGUCACUGUUCGAGCGUACAGUGAAUCCAUGGCCAUGACGGAAGUAACAUCCAAUGGUUUCCAGUCAGGCUACAAUGAUGGUGUCAAAGCUGGAGUAAUAGAAAUGACAGAAUAUAUCAGUAAUAAUACAGUUAUUGAUAUUCCAUGGAAUGAAUUUGAUUCUAAAGUUGGUAUGAUGAUGUAUUAUGUUGCUAUAGCAACUAGAAAUAAUAGCUUAAACUGUCGAGAUCUGAUCGAAGGUGGUAAGAUGUCAGAGGAAGAAAGAAAAAGAUUAUUUGACAUUUUGGAUGUGACGAAUGUGGGAACUGAUACAUUUUUACAGUAUACAGAUAGUGUUCUAAAACAGGAUCAUGGAUAUUUUGUUACUGUUAUAGGUGUAGAUAAUGCUGGAGAAUGUAAUUCAACAAGUUUUUAUUUCCAUGUUGACAUUACACUACCAGUUCAAGGUCAGGUCAAGGUCGGACCAUACUAUAACAUGAAAAUGUCGUAUUCUGGAUCUUCGGAAUCUCUAAUAGUUGAUUGGAAAGAUUAUAUAGAUGAUGAAUCUGGUAUCAAAUGUUUCCGAGUCAGUUUGAUUGAAGAAUCAACAUGUGAAACUGGUGCUACAAGAACAACUAUAGUACAACCUAUUGAACUGAAUGAGAAUUAUACAUCUUAUCAAUUCUUAGAACUAGAACUACAGUUAUCCCGACCAUACAUAGUAAAAUUAGAGGUAGAGAAUAAAGCAGGUUUAAAGAUUGAAGUAGAAACAACACCAGUAAUUUAUGAUACGUCAGAACCAACUGGUGGUCAUGUUGUUGAUGGUACAGACUAUAGACAAGAUAUCGUUUGGAUACAUUCGGGUUCUACUGUCACAGGAUCAAUUUUAUACUUACCAACUCCAGUUGGAUCACCCUGUCCAACACAAGAUAUCCUUUUUACUGAUCCAGAAUGGAGAAUGUUCACUAGAUCUGAGAACUAUGAUUCUAGUGGUAACAGACUACAACUUGAGUAUCGUGAAGCCAAUAUUCUCAUUGAUACUAAUAAACCAAAUGAUCUACAAAUAAAACUAGCACGAGAUGUUAAAACAGGGACCAUGGUUUCUGGUGGUUUCUAUAGAAAUGCUGAUAUGGUUUCUGGUGGAACAUAUGAGAUGAACAUCCAAGCAGCUGGUGGUGAUGGUAAAGCUGUGACCUCUAUAGUAUUAUGGGAUGGACCAGUAUCAGAUAUUGUACAAUAUGACUAUGUUAAAGAAGUUGACUGGACUCUUUGUUCCUGUUGUCGUAAUAAUCCCAACGAUACUGACUGUCUUAGUGAAUGUAAUUGUGACUCAACAGUUACAGAAGACAGGGAAAAGACUCAAGGAACUACAGAAUCUGUCACUGACAGCCCAGGUCAAGCAGAUUAUGUGUAUGACCUUACAGAGGAAGAGAGAUCGGAGUUGUUCAAUGGUACAUCAGAAAACAAGGCUGAUAAACCAUCGAGGAACAAACCUCCUCAUAGACAUAGAGCUUGUGGUAUCCAAAUUAUAGCAGGUGAAGUACAGAAAUUGAUCACUUGGUGCCGAUUUGAAAACAAAUUAAAUCAACCAAUGAAAGCAGAAAGAAAAUUAGACUUUGACCCAUCAAAAUCCAUCAAUAAUUAUCGGUUGGAAUUUUUUGUUGUGAAUGAAGAAGCAACUGAGGUAUAA
Messenger RNA from Lottia gigantea (owl limpet), 18531 nucleotides. RefSeq lists its product as hypothetical. Gene Ontology annotation, biological process: lipid transport. Lineage: Eukaryota; Metazoa; Mollusca; Gastropoda; Lottiidae. The record is from RefSeq and is a predicted model, not a curated record. The coding region runs from base 1 to 18531 and encodes 6176 amino acids. The transcript is spliced from 118 exons. Gene Ontology annotation, molecular function: protein binding; lipid carrier activity.